This is a messenger RNA of Scylla paramamosain (green mud crab), 2808 nucleotides long. RefSeq lists its product as uncharacterized. The transcript is spliced from 2 exons. NCBI's taxonomy places the organism in Eukaryota, Metazoa, Arthropoda, Malacostraca, Decapoda, Portunidae. The record is from RefSeq and is a predicted model, not a curated record. Bases 1 to 2808 code for a protein of 935 amino acids. Gene Ontology annotation, molecular function: RNA-DNA hybrid ribonuclease activity; nucleic acid binding.
AUGGCAGCAGCAACACACAGAAAACUGUACAAAAGGCGCCCCAACCCCAACAACCUAAGACUCCUACAGGAUGUGGUGGCCCGCGCACGGCAGGUAUCCCUGAGGGCCAGAGAGGCUAAGUGGCUGGAGUGGUGCGCCACUUUUAGCCACCACACGUCUCUAGGCCAGCUGUGGAGGAGCGUGAGGACAGCCUCCGGCGCUGCCCCGCCCCGCCCGCCCGCCCACCCGCACCCGCAGCAGGAGGCAGAGAGGCUUGCCACCAUGUUCACCACGCGGAGCUCCAGUGACCAGCUUCCUCCCCAGACACAACGCAUCCAGCAGCAGCUCCGACCACACCGCGACGAGGCUGUCAGGGAGGCGAUGGAGGAAGCCGACGUGACUGACCAGCCCUUCUCCCUUCAAGAGCUGGAGCGGGCUAGGAGGAGAGGCCGCGACACGGCAGCGGGGGCGGACGGCGUGCCAUACUCCAUGUUGGCGCACGCUGGGCCGGCUGGGGACGCCGCGCUGUUGGCCACCAUCAACGCCUCAUGGAUGGCGGGCUGUCUGCCGUCCGCGUGGAAGGAAGCCGACAUUCAGCCGAUUCCAAAGCCGAGGGAGCCCACCAAGAUCAGACCCAUCUCUCUCCUCAGCUGCACGGCCAAAACGGCUGAGAGGAUGGUGCUCGCGCGGCUACAGUGGCGCGUGGGGCCCUCUCACCCACAUGUGUUCGGCUACACCCGCGGAGUGAGCACGGCAGACAGCAUCCUCGCCCUGCUGACCCAAAUUGACCACCGCCCCGCCGUCAUCGUCUUCAUCGACCUCGAGAAGGCGUUCGAGCUAGCCAGCCCUCACGCCAUCCUCGACGCACUCGUGCGGAAAGGGGUGCGAGGAAGGCUGCUGGCCUGGCUCCGCGACUACCUGCAGCGCCGCCGCGCCAGGGUUAGGUUCCAGGGCCUGAGGUCGACCUUCAAGGUACUUGAGAACGGGACGCCCCAGGGCGGCAUCCUCAGCCCUCUACUGUUCAACCUGCUGAUGGAACAGCUAGUGGCACUGCCUUUCCACGCUGGCACCGUCCUGCUGAGCUACGCCGAUGACCUCGCCCUCGUCGUCACCGGAAGGGGCAACAAGCUCAGGAGGACGCAGCAGGCACUCGACCUCAUCAGCGGGAAAUGCCAGGACCUGGGGCUCAAGAUCUCGGCAGAGAAGUCCCGGGCCAUGAUGGUAAAGGCGGCAGACCCAACCUGGCAGCUCCGCGUCCAGGGAGUUGAGCUGGCAUGGACCAACUCCUACCAGUACCUCGGUGUGUGGGUGGACAAGCGGCUGUCCUUCACAGCCCACGCCGCCUACCUGAGGGAGAGGACGCAGUCUAGGCUGAACGUGAUGCGGGCCAUGACGCGAAUCAGCGCGGGCGCCACUUUUUCCGUCCUGCGCCAGUACUACGUGCACGCUGUUCGCUCGCUGGUGGAUUACAGCGCCCCCGUCCUCAUAGCACUCUCUCCAAACCAGCAGGAGCGGAUCGAGGUGCUACAAAACACCGCAAUGAGGACCAUGCUGGGGGCACCGAGGUGGUCCAGCGCAUGCGUCAUGCAGAGCGAGACCAGACUGGUACCCCUCACCACCAGGGUACAGCAGAUCACGGCCUGCCGCGUAGCGAGGGUGCUGCAGCGUGACGCGGAGGGAGUGACACAGAGGAGACUAAGGCUGGCGGGGACGCAGGGCGCCGAAUCUCUCCGCCGCAACCCGUGGCUGCUGCAGUGCACGCUGGCUACCCACAACCUGGCUCGCAUGGAGAACUGGCCACAGGCGGACCUCCCUGCCCCCACCUUCCGCGCCCCACCCCCGUGGGAGCCACCCGCGGCAGAGUUCUCCGCCACACAGCUGCCCGCCAGCAAGGCGCUCUGCGCCGUGGAGGAGAUGCGGCAGCACGCCUUCAUGGCCAUGGCGCAGGUCACCGAGCCAGACAGUGUUGUGUACUACACCGACGGCUCGGCUGACCCUGACAGCGGAAGGACGGGCGCUGCUGCCAUCACCAGAGGGGCCGAGGUGUGUGAGAGGACUCCCGACCACUGCUCCACCCUGCAGACAGAACUGGUGGCCAUCCUGCUGGCCCUGGAGCACGCUCAACACCGGCGGGAGCGCACCGUGGUGCUCCACACCGACUCCAGAACGGGGCUACAGGCUCUACAACAGCCGUAUCCCAGCGACAACGUGGGCCUCGUCACCGCCAUCCUGGGUAGCCUCCAGAGCCUCGCCGCGCAGGGGCGGCGGGUGAGGCUCAACUGGAUACCCAGCCACGUGGGAGUACGAGGCAACGAGGCUGCUGACGCAGCCGCCAAGAGAGCUGCUAGUGGCCCCCAGGUGACAAGGCAUGUGCCGCCCAGCCUGAGCCAAGUGAGGGCGCGAGCCAGGCUCGCCGCAACCAAGCGCGCCCGCCACACGCACCGGCAGCUGGAAACAAGGAAGAGACAGGCAGCUUGGUACGCCUCCGCCACUGGCUACCAGUCGUUGGACGCCUCCCAGCAGCAGCCCAGAGCAGACGGCGUGUUGCUGCAACGCGUAAGGCUGGGCUACUGCACCAGGGAACAGCUGUACAACGACUUUCGGGGGCAGGAGUGCGACCACUGCGGGAGGCACAGCCGCCACCCGCUAGUGCACUACCUACUGUCCUGUCCGGCCACCGCCGCCCUCAGACCAACGCCGCCACCACCGGCCCAUCCUGUAGGCGGUGAUCUCCUCAGCAGCCGCGAGGCCAGGGCUGCCCUCAUCGUCCGCCACACGCCCACAGACCUGAUGCUGCGAGUUCUCAGGGCAGCGCCCCCGCCCCGCUGA